Torulaspora globosa is the source of this 534-nucleotide messenger RNA. RefSeq names its product Snd2p (gene SND2). The transcript has a single exon. The record is from RefSeq and is a predicted model, not a curated record. Gene Ontology annotation, biological process: vacuolar protein processing. Lineage: Eukaryota; Fungi; Ascomycota; Saccharomycetes; Saccharomycetales; Saccharomycetaceae. Bases 1 to 534 code for a protein of 177 amino acids. Gene Ontology annotation, cellular component: intracellular membrane-bounded organelle.
AUGGCGGGAAAAGCUACGAAGAAGCAGGCGCAGGCGAAUUUGGCCGUGCUGAGCAGGCUGUACAAAGUUUCUGUUCCGAUUGUAGUGUUGGCGAUGAUGCGACAAUGGUUAGGAGGAGCAAGCUUGUCGCAAUGGUUACGAUUUGCAUUUCUACAUGUGCCAUUGGCAGGAUGCGUCUACGUGCUGGAGAAGUCUGGGAGACCUGUGUUUGAUGCUAAGGGCAAAAUUGUGAAAGAAGGUACGGAUCUUGCCCAGACAGGCGGCCUCGUGGAGUACAUGUUUGACCUCGUAUACCUGUCACUGUUUGCGGAUGUGGGACGUAUUGUGUUUAACACUGGCAAGUUCUGGUACGUCUUGCUGCUGGUCCCGCUCUAUGCCGGAUGGAAGCUUUACGGCUUGAAGAAGCAGUUCAUGGGUCCCGCGAGGUCUGCUGAGGGAAACGACAGUGCUGCUGCUGCCGGCGGCGACUCUAAGUCGAAGAGACAGCUCAAGAGAGAGAAGAAGGGCAGCAAGGCCCAGGUCAAGUACCGCUAG